Molecule: messenger RNA, 513 nt
Organism: Cyclopterus lumpus (lumpfish)
Lineage: Eukaryota; Metazoa; Chordata; Actinopteri; Perciformes; Cyclopteridae
Product: vesicle-associated membrane protein 2-like
Exons: 5
Coding region: 1-513 (170 amino acids)
Biological process (GO): vesicle fusion; vesicle-mediated transport; SNARE complex assembly
Cellular component (GO): SNARE complex; plasma membrane
Molecular function (GO): SNAP receptor activity; syntaxin binding
Source: RefSeq, a predicted model, not a curated record
AUGUGGAACAUCUGGCCCUCUGAUGGGAACAACCUGCAGCUGAAAACGUCUUCAACCCGUAAAAGAAGGCUGUCAACUCCAGAAACAGCAACCGAUGGUGAGGGUGGACCUCCGGCCCCGAAUCUCACCAGCAACAGACGACUGCAGCAGACACAAGCGCAGGUGGACGAGGUGGUGGACAUCAUGCGCGUGAACGUGGACAAGGUCCUGGAGCGCGACCAGAAGCUGUCGGAGCUCGACGACCGGGCCGACGCCCUGCAGGCCGGAGCCUCGCAGUUCGAGAGCAGCGCCGCCAAACUCAAGAACAAGUACUGGUGGAAAAACUGCAAGAUGAUGAUCAUUAUGGCAAUCGUAGGUCUUAUAUGUUUUGGAGUCAUUUUCCCAGUUUCCAGCGUCCUCGGCUCUGAGUCGGCUCAGCAGCAUCUGAUGUUUGUGUUUGAGGAGCUCUCUGACUCUCUUCCUGCUUUGCUCCUCGUCUCUUCUCCUCUUGGUCUCCUCUCCCAGACCAGCUGA